AUGACAAGCAAGACCUGGUUCCUCCCUCCCGACUUCACCUUCCUCCCCGACGGGCAAAUCGCCCUGGGCAAUGUCAUCCCCGACCCCAGGCGGCCGACCGCCACACUCGCCUCCCUCGCCUCUCACCCAACCAUCGUGCUGCCCACAGCCCAGUCCAUCGCCGAGAAGAACCGCAGCUUCACGGUCGAGAAGAGCCGGUCCUUUGGGCCCAAGCUCUUGGCGUUGUUCCUUGACUUUGCCGGCGCCAACGGCAAGACCGACCUGUCGCGGCACAAGAGCCAGUCUUUUUGGCGCCGCGGACCACGAGCGGGGCGGUUCGGCCCGCGGCACGUAUACGUCAUCUCCGGGUUGCGCUUGGCGCGGCAGAGCUUCAUGGCUACGGACGAGCAGGAGAAGAAGACGAAGGUCGACGUCGGGGGUUUCGGGGCCUGUACCUGCUGGCACUAUGCCCUUCCAACUGGAGGGCAAUUUCUCGAGGAGUAG
Gaeumannomyces tritici R3-111a-1 is the source of this 483-nucleotide messenger RNA. RefSeq lists its product as hypothetical. Lineage: Eukaryota; Fungi; Ascomycota; Sordariomycetes; Magnaporthales; Magnaporthaceae. The coding region runs from base 1 to 483 and encodes 160 amino acids. The record is from RefSeq and is a predicted model, not a curated record. The transcript has 2 exons.